Molecule: messenger RNA, 572 nt
Organism: Rubroshorea leprosula
Lineage: Eukaryota; Viridiplantae; Streptophyta; Magnoliopsida; Malvales; Dipterocarpaceae
Source: the annotation of a GenBank genome assembly
GCAAUCACCAUAUUAUUCCCAAAUUUCCGUCACCAUUGUUCUACUCUUCGCCACCCUUCAUCAUCGAUCUCACCACUCCAAACCUUUCUCUUCCAUUUUCCAACUCCCUAAGUCGCAGACCUUUGCCCCCACCUCACAGUAGCUGUGCAUCAUCUUCAACAGCUCAUGGGUCUGUCCUUUCUUCUAGAAAUCGUUGGUCUUCUCAAUUUCUUUCUGUCUCUGGAGCUUGGGUCUCCAUUUCUAGGAAGACCCGCAGCCUCUCACUAGUAAAUUGGUACUAAAACCAAAGACGUGGGAAAACUGAGGGGAGUGACAAGUUAAAAAGCUAGCCAUUUGUGUUUUAGGCUUAGAUUAUCUUGGAGUUAGACUAGCCACAUAUAUUUGGACUUAGCUUAUUUGUAAUUAGGUUUGUAGAAUAAAUUUUAAUUUCAUAUUUUUGCAAAAUUGUUCCAUGGAUUGUAGUUAUGAAUUUAAUAAGUUUUGAGCCUUGUGCAUUUGUGGGAUCCUCUCACAACUGUACGGCGUCUGUUUCGCCCUUGGAUUUGGGUUCUAGGGCAUGACAACAUGUUUAU